UUGGGAGAGAGAGGGUUGCCUAUUCUCUCUCUCUUGCUCUCCCUCUCCUUUUUUAUUUCAGCUGAUCACAUCUGGAAAGGAUCUAACUCGGGAAGGGGAGAAAGUGUUCGGCACUUGAAGUGAAUGUAAUUGACAUGGCAUGAGCAAACACAGCAUUUUUGGGGGGGACCAGAGAAACACUGUUCUCCAGAUACUUCCAUCCCUAUCAACUGAGCAGAGUGGCAAUGUCCCUGCAGUACAGAUCCCUGUUUCCUGUGCUGUGGUUGUUGGUGCUCGGCUCCAGCAGGAUUCAAGGGCAGAAGAAUGAAGACAGCAAUGAGUUCACAGAAAAUUCAUCUGAACUGCUUGAUCUGGAACACAAUUCCUUGGCUCCACAGUGUCCGAAGAAAUGUGCUUGCAGCCCAGAAGGAAUUGUGGAUUGUGGAGGGUUUUCAUUGAAAGAAUUUCCCAUAGAUAUACCGGAACAGACAAACCACCUUUCCUUACAGAAUAACCAGAUAGAAGAAAUAUUUCCAGAAGAGCUUGCCCGUCUCUCCAAACUAGAAACGCUGAACUUGCAAAACAACCGUCUCACUUCCAAAGGACUUCCAGAGGAGAUAUUUGACCAGCUGGAAAAUCUGAAUUAUCUCUACCUUGCAAAUAACCAGCUCACAGGGGCUCCAAAAUUCCUCCCAAGGACUUUGAUCAGUGCAGAUUUUGCAGCCAACAAUCUCACAAGGAUUUAUGAUCUCACAUUUGGACAGAAGCCGAACUUGAGGUCGGUGUAUCUCCACAAUAAUAAACUUGAAGACCCUGGAUUACCAGAGAACAUGUUCAAUGGCUCUGACAACGUGGAGGUCUUGAUCAUGUCCAGCAAUUUUUUAAAAUAUGUUCCCAAGAAUCUGCCACGAGCACUGUAUAAGCUGCAUUUGAAGAAUAACAAGUUGGAGAAGAUCCCCAAAGGAGCAUUCAGUGAGCUCUUAGGACUUCGAGAGUUGUAUCUGCAGAACAAUAAACUAACAAACGAGGGCAUGGACAAUGAAACCUUCUGGAAACUGUCAAGUAUGGAGUAUCUGGAUUUAUCCAGCAAUAACCUCUCUCACAUCCCAAGUGGCUUACCUAGAAACAUUGUCCUUCUCCACCUAGAGAAGAAUGCCAUUAAAUCAAUCGGCAAGGAUGUCUUAACACAGAUCAAAAAUCUGGAAUACCUUCUUCUUCAUAAUAACAAAUUGAAGGCUCGUGGGAUCCAUCCCCAGGCUUUCCAGGGUCUGAAGAAACUGCACACUGUCCAUUUGUAUAACAACCAGCUGGAAAAGAUUCCCAGUGGGCUACCCAGGCGGGUGAAAACUCUUAUGAUUCUGCACAACCAGAUCUCAGAAAUUAGCAGGAAUGAUUUUGCUACCACUUAUUUUAUGGAGGAACUAAACCUGAGUUACAACAAGAUCAUCAGCUCACAGAUUCACCGGGAAGCCUUCCGUAAGCUGAGGUUAUUGAAAUCCUUGGACAUUUCAGGGAAUAACCUUCAAACCAUGCCUUAUGGCUUUCCAAAGAACCUGCUAAGUCUGAAGCUAAAAGUGAAUGAAAUCAGCUCCAUUCCCAAGGGCACCUUAUCUGGAAUGUCAAAGCUGCAGGAGCUGUAUAUGAGUAACAACAAACUCAAAGUCAGCUCAAUUUAUCAUGGAUCAUGGCGGGACCUCACCAGCCUCAAGACAUUAGAUAUGGCUGACAACCAAUUGACUUCUAUUCCUUAUGAUUUGCCAGAAUCCUUAGAGUAUCUUUACCUCCAGAAUAACAGGAUCACCACUGUGCCAGAAGAUGCCUUUGAAUCCACACCCAACAUAAAAGGAAUCUAUCUCAGGUUUAACAAGAUUGCAUUCAAUGCAGUAAAAGAAAGCACCUUUCAAAAACUGAAGCAUUUGCAAGUUUUGGACAUUGAAGGAAACUUUGAAUUCAGUGACCCUUGGAAAAAUGUAGAUCAUUCUGAGGAAGACAUGGAAGAAGAAGAGGAAGAGGAAGAACAGGAGCUGGAAGAAAAAUGAAAGCAAACAUUGUGUGUAUUAUAUGGUGGAAGAUUACCUUUAAUGCUACACUGUCUCUUUCCUUGACCCACCUUCCUGUGACCAAAAGUCUCUUUAUGACCCAAUCUUGUGAGCAGCGAACAAAUAAAUGUAUAAUGAGACAUAAAUCUAGCAAUAUUACAAGGUGAUCAGGAUUUGGUGCAAGGAUCACAAUACUUUUACCAACACAGUACUGUCAAUUCUAUCAUGGCUUUGACAAGGCAUAGAUAAUCCAUGGUUAUUGUGCCAUAUGUUGACUGUGCAUUAUUUGUGAUUACACCAGUUUCAUUCAGGAUUUUGUAGCUCACAUAUAUGCACAAUUAAAAAACAACCUGCAGGUACCCUAUGAUAGUAUUCAUGAUGCAACCAGUCUCUGCACUGUACUUGUGACAGCACAUAUAUAGGUGUUUUUCUGAGGCUGCUUCUCAACAUAGAAAGCUGCCUUGUACUGAUGGAGCAAUUUAGUUCAGAAUUGUCCACAGCAUGCUGACUAGCAGGGGCUCCAUAAGGCUUCGCAUUAGGGGUAGGGUAGGGAUACUAAGGGUUGAACCAGGGUAAAGCAGAGAGGUUCCCCCAUCUCUGGAAAUGAGCAACAGCCCUUCCCCAUUCUCUAACACUUUCUUUUUCCAAGGAGCAGUAAAACCGGGGUCUGGAUAUUCUUUGUGACUGAACCUCUACCAGGCAAAAUAUUUAGGAGUAGUUUGCUCCACAGCAGCCACAGAUACAUAAUGAGGAGUCCACACAUACUGACAUGGAAAUGCCUCCAAACCCUUUUUGCAGUCCACAAGGCCUGAUGGGCUGGCAGCACAUCGACACCAGUGCCUUGUCUUCUUGGGUGUCGUUGCUGGUCUUUUACUGUCUAGACCAGGCACAGGCAAACUUCGACCCUCCGGGUGUUUUGAACUUCAAGUCCCACAAUUCCUAACAGCCUACCAGCUGAAGGGCCAAAGUUUGCCCGUGCAUGGUCUAGAAGCAGCUUCCUGUCAGAACCAUGCUGGUGACAUUGCUUCUGGUGAUCACUUGGUUGGUGAAACAGUGGUCGGCUUUUUUUGAUGUGUGGAUACUGGAGCACUCCAUAUCCAGGCCCAUUCAGCUGUCUACACAUCAAAAACAUUGGGGGUCACUCUAGAGUAAUCUGCUGUUCUUCUUGUGAUGAAUUAAUGGUUGGAAGCAGAGUUCUGCUGCAGACCUUGUUGAAUGUCGUGUGGACUGCUUGCAGCAGGGAUGUUGAGAUGUUGAGAAAGAAUGAGCAAAGACUCCUUUGGUGGGAUGCUUUUUAAAAGAGGUAAAUGCAGAUACCUGAGUGCUUUGAUGAUAGAAUCCUGGGUCACUGGGGAAAUAUAGGCUUGAUUAAAUGGAAAUAAAUGCAUUGUUAGCCAUAUCUGCCUCAGUUUUGAUCCCUUGAUUGAUUCUCUUUGAAACGAGGAUCUCUGAUGAUAUCAUUAGUAUAAACAUCUAAUUAAGUGUGAUAAGAUGCAAGGAGUUCAUACAUAAAAUUCUGAUUUCAUGUUUUGCAGGAACUAAUUGAGUAAAACAUGUAUCUCUCAUGUAUAUAUCUAUAUGUAUCUCUAUUUCUAUAGACAUGCAGAUAACUCUUAGCUGAAGGUGCAAGAAAUUACAUGCAGGUGUUUGGAUUAUGAGAUGGUUGCUGAGGCCAGUUGAACAUAGUUUACUAAUAUAGGAAGGGGAGAUUUUCAAGUGUUAUUUUGUAUCUUCUACUUUAUUUUCGCCAAGUAAUUUCUGAAUCAUCAGGGACUGGUAGGGAAUUUACAAAAGCUGGCUUUUGUUUCUCUUCUUAUGUUACUUCAAUAGUUUUCAUCUGUAAACAACUGUUGGACUCUUUAAAGUAAAUAUCCUAGAACAGGCUUAUGAUGCCAGCACCACUUAAUGAAUGAUUAUAUUCAGAUAGAAGAGCCAUCCGAUGACAAUGAACCCAUCUUUUCACUCUGUUCAAUAUGUAUAUUUGGAUUUUUAGAAGUCAUAUUAUGGCUGGACCCCUUUUAUAAUUUAUCCCUGUUUCCAAAGCCUGCAAUGUGUGCAUCUACCUUUCUUGAAGGUUUAAAAUAUCAAAUCAUUCUAUUUUGUGAAAAUUAAAAUAUAUUUUGCUUUUUGUCAGA
Anolis carolinensis (green anole) is the source of this 4153-nucleotide messenger RNA. It is a transcript of the gene podn, whose product is annotated as podocan. NCBI's taxonomy places the organism in Eukaryota, Metazoa, Chordata, Lepidosauria, Squamata, Anolidae. The record is from RefSeq and is a predicted model, not a curated record. Bases 225 to 2018 code for a protein of 597 amino acids. The transcript is spliced from 10 exons. Gene Ontology annotation, molecular function: protein binding.